Messenger RNA from Seriola dumerili (greater amberjack), 2949 nucleotides. Its product is annotated as tetratricopeptide repeat protein 31-like. The record is from RefSeq and is a predicted model, not a curated record. Gene Ontology annotation, molecular function: RNA binding; protein binding. The transcript is spliced from 18 exons. NCBI's taxonomy places the organism in Eukaryota, Metazoa, Chordata, Actinopteri, Carangiformes, Carangidae. The coding region runs from base 138 to 1991 and encodes 617 amino acids.
UGUUGGUUGAGAGCGCGCACACAGCAUGUAGCAGAAGUUAGUGGCUGCUAACAUUACUGUUAACGUAAUGCAACAUAGUGCAUAAUUAGCUCGAUUUGAAGAGUACAUGAAGCGAUGGGGGACAUGUUUUACUAAACAUGGAGAUAUUUAGUGACGAGACGGAGUUGACGGAUAUCCAUAUGUUCCAAAGGUUUGUGGGUAUGUUUGAGGGACGUCCUCGUCUUGAAAGGAUAGUAAGAAUUGGCCUUCUUGGUAUGGAAUACGAUGACGAGCUAGAUGAUACUGGUGAGGAUGAUUAUGAAAGUCAGAAUUGGCCCCAUGGUUACAACAAUUUACACAGAUACCCAAGGUUCUCUGACAUAAGUAGUGAUAGAGGAUUUAGAGGGAACCAUACGAGGUCAUCCAGCUCCAAUUAUCAGCCUCCACUGCACUACUAUACUUCAGCUGACCUUCCUCGCCCGCCCUCUGUAAAAGUUCAGGCAAAGGAGAGUGAUACUGAAAGAAGGGCCAGAUUAUUACAAGAAACUAAAAAAGGCAAAGAAAAGGCUGAGAAGAAGCGGCUUAAGAAACAGAAGCAGAAGGAAAAACGGCGUGAGAAGAUGGAGAAGGAAGAACAGACCCCCUCAAAAAAUGAAGAGGGGACAAAGGAGGCAGAGCAGUCUAAAGCAGCGGAGAGUAAACCAGUUAAUGACAAAUCCAAAGAUGAUACAAACUCCAGUGUUAAACAGUUGGCUUCAGCUAAAGAUACAGACAGCAGUGAUGAUGAAUCCAGUGAUGAAGAUAGUGAAACCAAGAACGACUCCUGUGACUCUGAGGAACUGGAUAUGACAAGUACUUUUGUGACUAAAGCUGCUCUCAUAGCUAAGCGUAAAUUGGAGCAGAAGCCCAGGCCUGAGAGGAAGGAGAAAAAGAUCCCGGUUAAGGAGCAUAAAAAAACAGUCCCUGACAAACCUAAUGAAGACCCAGAGGGUGAAAAGAAGGAUUCUGCGACCCCUACCAUCCCCUCUAUUGAAGAUAAUAUAAAAAUAAGUACUGAGCUUGCAGUUAUUGGAAAUAGGUUUGCAAGUUCUGGAGACUUUAAUAUGGCCGUGAAAUACUUCACGGAUGCAAUUAAAUACAACCCUAAAGAGUUUAAGUUGUUUGGCAAUCGAUCCUUCUGUUUUGAAAAGAUGCAAGAAUAUGAGAAGGCACUGACUGAUGCUGAGUUGUGUCUCAAUAUGUGUCCAGGCUGGGUCAAAGGCCUGUUCAGGAAAGGCAGAGCUCUGGCUGGUCUAAAGAGGUAUGAGGAGGCUUCCCAGGCCUUCAGGGAUGUUCUCAAACUGGAUGGUUCAUAUGCAGAAGCUGCCCAGGAACUAAUGCGGGUGCAGAUUACACAUCUAAUGGAGUAUGGUUUCACUCGCGAUCAGAGCUCAAAUGCUUUAAUUAUUCACGGGACAGUUGAAAAAGCGCUAGAGGUGUUGUCCAAAUUAAACCAUCGACCAGGAGCCGCUCUCCCACCAGCUCAAGUAGUGAAUGUCACCGGAGUUUCUCCAGUCCUUUCAGCCAACACAAACUGUGCACCUGCUCAUCCUCCUCAGUCCCAGGAUGCAUCAAAAACAUCACUUAAGAACAACCCAUUAGGCCAAGUUCAGAAUAUGUCAAAUGUCCAGAGUCAACCAAAGCCUGUUCCUAAUCAUGCAGUGAAGAGCAGCAAUGAAAAAAGUCAAAAACCACUGGAGCUGUUUCCAGUUUGGGUGGGAAACCUGAUUUACCCAGUAACUGAGUCUGUGAUAACCAACCUGUUUAACAAGGCUGGGGUUGUCUAUAGUGUGAAGGUUCUGGUUACCAAACGAUGUGCCUUCGUAAACUUUACUAAACCAGAGUAUUGUGAUGAAGCAAUCCGGCGCUUUCAUGGCUUUGAGCUGAAUGGCAUGAAGAUUGCUGUGAGAUAUCCAGACAGGAUUCCUCAUGGCAUGGGAAUUUCAAAAUCUGCCCUCAAAGCUGCAAGAUGAAAAUAUGAAGCAAAGCGCAGUUGGACGCCAAAGACAGAGAGACAGAGAUGACCACAAGCACUAAAAGUAAACAAGAUGCCUCUGAGAUAUCUCAAUAAAAGCAAAAUCACUCAAACUGUCCAGUACAGACUAAUCAAUGGCACCUACUUCCUCUUGAACUGGUCCAUGUGUUUUUAAUGGACCAUAGAAACACUGACACUUACUGCCAAGGUUGGGAUUAUUUUUCUUAAAGUAAUGCAUUACUGACUAAAAAUGACUCCAAUUUCUCCAAAUAGAUGAACAUCUUAUAUAUUUUUUACCAAAAGUUUAAAACUAUCAGGUAUUAACAGAAGCUUUUUGAUGCCAAGAUUGUUAAAGCCUGAUCAGUAUAGUGGAGGGCUGUUGAUAUUUGUGUUUUAAAUGUCAAUAUAAGGAAACUCAGCUAAGAAUUAACAUAUAUACAUGAUGAUUCAACACUCUGCAGUACAAUAAUUAUGUGUUUAAUUAAUGUCUGAAACUUAUUAUUUUAUUUGGGCCCAAAAUCCAGCAUCACAGGCUCUAGAAGUUAUUGCAGUUUGUUUGUUUGUUUUUUUUUACAGUUGAAAAACAGUGAGAUGCUGAGCUUAUUUAAAUAUGGUGAACUUUACAGUAAGGUAUUACAAGACUCACAUUUACAACGUAUCUAAAUCAUCUGUAUUCAUAUCCAUUCAGAAUUAAGUUUACUAUUCACUUUACUUUUAAUACACCUUUAUCCUAUCGUUCUAUAAACUAUCCUUAUAAUUCUCUAUAAUACAACAGGCACUAUUUUUGUUGCAUGCAUACUUACUGUUUAACUGUUCAAGGUUCAUUGUAAUUCACAAGAUUACAUUUCAUCAGUGGUUGAUCAUGGGGUGGUACAUCUUAUAUUUUAUUCAGAUGCCCUCAGUAAUUAUGGAGUUAUCGUGUUCUUAAGUCAAGAAUUAAAGAUUAUUUCAUUUUC